AUGUGGGAUGAUUUACGUAUUAUAGCCAAUAAUAUGAGGGAGGCUUGGCUCUUAGCAGGAGACUUCAAUGAUAUUGCUUGUAUGGAAGAGAAGAGGGGUGGAGUUAGUGCAUCUCUUAGACGGUGUAAUAAAUUCAGCGAGCGAAUCAAUGCUUGUAAUCUGAUGGACAUGGGAGCUAUGGGUCCUAAAUUUACAUGGCGCGGUCCUAUAUACCAUGGUGGUCAACGGAUAUAUGAGAGAUUGGAUAGAGCUUUAUGUAAUGAAAAAUGGAGGACAAAUUUUCCUGAUGGCUCUGUGAAAGUUUUGACAAGAGUAGCUUUUUCGGAUCAUCACCCUCUUUUAAUUUCCCCCUUGGAUGACACGUAUAUCAGAGCACCCCGACAGUUCAGGUUUGAAAGUGCGUGGUUAUUAGAUAAUACGUAUCAAGCGAUGUUGGCUGAGAGUUGGAGAAGAGAAUUGUCAGUUCCACAUAAUUUGGAUAAUGUGCAGAGAGGCAUUACUAAUUGGAAGCUGUAA
This is a messenger RNA of Trifolium pratense (red clover), 516 nucleotides long. RefSeq lists its product as uncharacterized. The record is from RefSeq and is a predicted model, not a curated record. NCBI's taxonomy places the organism in Eukaryota, Viridiplantae, Streptophyta, Magnoliopsida, Fabales, Fabaceae. The transcript has a single exon. The coding region runs from base 1 to 516 and encodes 171 amino acids.